Messenger RNA from Pararge aegeria (speckled wood butterfly), 1293 nucleotides. It is a transcript of the gene NGR-A8, whose product is annotated as G-protein coupled receptor dmsr-1-like. The transcript has 6 exons. Gene Ontology annotation, molecular function: G protein-coupled peptide receptor activity. Bases 1 to 1293 code for a protein of 430 amino acids. Lineage: Eukaryota; Metazoa; Arthropoda; Insecta; Lepidoptera; Nymphalidae. Gene Ontology annotation, biological process: G protein-coupled receptor signaling pathway. The record is from RefSeq and is a predicted model, not a curated record. Gene Ontology annotation, cellular component: membrane.
AUGUCGAACAAAUCGCAAACUUUAAUGGAUAUAUUCCAAGAGAUACUCGCGGCAUCUGGCAAUUCCUCGGACACCAAGACUAUAAAUGAGACGAGGAUCCUGUCAGCUCUUAAAGAACAGGCGUUUAAAGAAAGGAAAGAAAACAUCGGUUCGGUUCUGGUGAAAGUUGUGAGUGAUGCUCAAAGCAAGUUGAACCUAACCAUUAAACCAGAGGCCUGUAACUACUGUGAAGGAGAUUUCAGGGAGGUGGUGGAAGCCUACAACGGUAUUCACGGAUAUGUUAGCCUGAUGGUCUGCACAAUCGGCGUCCUCGCCAACACAAUGAACGUGGCGGUGCUGACGCGGCGUGAUAUGGCAGCGGCGCCCAUCAAUCGUUUACUGAAGUGGCUGGCGGUCGCUGACGUGUUCGUCAUGCUUGAAUAUGUUCCCUUUUCCAUUUACAAAUACUUGGUUCUGCCAGAGUCAUUGGAUUUCCGGUAUUCCUGGGCUAUGUACUUACUCUUCCACAUGCAUUUUGCUCAAAUACUGCACACGGCGUCAAUUUGUCUGACCCUUUCUCUGGCGAUAUGGAGAUACAUUGCCAUAAAGUAUUCAGACAGAAGCCAUAUUUUAUGUACUGAGAGGCGAUGUAGUGUGGCCAUAUUGACGAGUUUCUUAUUACCACCUAUAUUGUGUAUUCCUACAUUUAUGGUGUUUGAUAUUCACACCAAGAACGUCAGUGACGUACGGGGCGACCAUAAUAUCGCGUAUCACGUGGACUCAGACAACCAGGGCAGAUUAUACCAAGUAAAUUUCUGGGUGCAUGCCGUUGUAAUAAAACUGUUGCCAUGUUCAAUCCUGACAGUAAUAAUUUUAUGGCUUAUACGUGCCCUGUACAGUGCGAAUCAGCACCAGAAAAAUCUGCGGAACUACAGUGCAUGUCCAGCUGCUGAGAAAAUGGUCAAAAGGCAGCACAAGGCUGACAAACGCACGGAUAGAACAACGAAAAUGUUACUCGCUGUGCUACUAUUGUUUCUAGUCACGGAAUUGCCCCAGGGAAUACUUGGUCUGAUGAGUGGAUUGCUGGGAAAGUGCUUUUUCGAUAAAUGUUACAAUUUAUUCGGAGAACUGAUGGACUUCCUGGCACUGCUGAACGGAGCGAUCAACUUCAUCCUGUACUGUUCGAUGUCCAGGCAGUUCAGGCAAACAUUCAGGACACUGCUUCUCCAAAGGCAUCUUGCUCGGUUCCUGCCUCCUACUGCUUCUCACUCAGAUUCUCAUAACCAGAACACAGCAAAAACUUCAGUGCCGUGA